Molecule: messenger RNA, 282 nt
Organism: Penicillium crustosum
Lineage: Eukaryota; Fungi; Ascomycota; Eurotiomycetes; Eurotiales; Aspergillaceae
Exons: 1
Coding region: 1-282 (93 amino acids)
Source: RefSeq, a predicted model, not a curated record
AUGGCGGUUGUGUCGGAGGUCGCAAUUCUGGAGAUAGAAUCGAGAUUGCACCGAGAUAUGGGGUUGUGGCUUGACAUCCCGAAGGGAAAUGCGCAAAUGGCUAUCACCGUCAAAGCAAGUCGGAUGCGAUCAACAAUCACUGUAGGCAAAUGGGAGUGGAAUACACCAAAUGUGUCUUUGUCGCCAACGCGCGUCUGCAGUGGGGUAUGGGUGCAGCUCCACAUGUUUCUGUCACUCAAAGAGAAACCUACACAUCCCACUCCAGAAGUCGCUGCCUCUUGA